CUGCCCGGGCAGCAGGGCCUGGCCUGGAGGAGCGGCUCUUUCAGCAGGUGCGGGACCACUUCAGCUUCGAGACCUGUGGCAACGAGACCUUCCCGCAGCGAUAUCUGGUCUCAGCAAAGUUCUGGAAGAAAGGAUUUGGACCUAUCUUUUUCUAUACUGGCAAUGAAGGUGACAUCUGGACUUUUGCUCAGAACUCCGACUUCAUAUUUGAGUUAGCAGAGGAACAGCAAGCACUUGUGAUUUUUGCUGAGCAUAGGUACUAUGGGAAAUCUCUUCCAUUUGGACUUGAGUCAACACAGCUGAAGAAGACCAGUUUGCUUACUGUGGAACAAGCCCUCGCUGACUACGCAGUGCUAAUUACUGAGCUUAAGCAGCAGUAUGGUGCUGCAGACUGCCCUGUCAUUGCUUUUGGAGGCAGCUAUGGAGGAAUGCUGAGCGCAUACAUGAGAAUGAAAUACCCAAACGUUGUGGCCGGAGCAUUAGCUGCCAGUGCUCCUCUGUUGUCUGUGGCUGGACUUGGAGACCCCACCCAGUUCUUCAGAGAUGUGACAGCAGAUUUUCAGAAGUCUAGCCCAGGCUGCGUCACAGCUGUCCGCAAAGCCUUCCAGCAGAUUAAGGAUCUGUGUCUGAGUGGAGCCUAUGAUGAAAUCAGCAGCAAAAUGGCCACAUGCAAUAAGAUCUCUAACAAGGAGGAUGUUUACCAGCUCUUUGGGUUUGCUAGAAAUGCCUUCACCAUGAUGGCCAUGAUGGACUACCCUUACAAAACUGAUUUCAUGGGUCACCUCCCUGCCAAUCCAGUGAAGGUUGGCUGUGAACAAAUCCUUGCCCACACAGACCCAAUUCAAGGCCUGGCUGCUCUUGUUGGGGUGUUUUACAACUCCUCUGGCUCAGCACGGUGUUACGACAUAUACCAGCUGUACCGGUCCUGCGCUGACCCCACGGGCUGCGGCAUUGGCUCAGACGCCGAGGCCUGGGACUACCAGGUUUGCACCGAGAUCAACUUAACUUUCAACAGCAACAACGUGACCGACAUGUUCCCUGAGAUGCCCUUCACAGAGGCCAUGCGAGAGCAGUACUGUUGGAGCAAAUGGCAUGUGAGGCCACGAGCACACUGGCUGCGGACAAAUUUUUGGGGAGGAGACCUGCAAAGUGCAAGCAAUAUCAUUUUUUCAAAUGGAGACUUGGACCCGUGGGCUGGAGGUGGGAUAAAUAGCAGCCUCAGUCCCUCACUAAUUGCAAUGACCAUUAAAGGAGGCGCUCAUCACCUGGAUCUCCGAGGACACAAUCCAGCUGACCCCCCAUCUGUCACAGAGGUGCGCAAGCUUGAAGCAAGCAUCAUCAAUGGCUGGGUGAAAUCUGCAGGGAUGGAAAGAGCCCAAGAGAAGCGCUCGAGAGCCUCACCAGGCAGAUGGCUGUGA
Molecule: messenger RNA, 1418 nt
Organism: Phaethon lepturus (White-tailed tropicbird)
Lineage: Eukaryota; Metazoa; Chordata; Aves; Phaethontiformes; Phaethontidae
Gene: DPP7
Product: dipeptidyl-peptidase 7
Exons: 12
Biological process (GO): proteolysis
Cellular component (GO): vesicle
Molecular function (GO): dipeptidyl-peptidase activity; serine-type exopeptidase activity
Source: RefSeq, a predicted model, not a curated record